Messenger RNA from Aspergillus niger, 1794 nucleotides. RefSeq lists its product as uncharacterized. The record is from RefSeq and is a predicted model, not a curated record. The coding region runs from base 1 to 1794 and encodes 597 amino acids. Gene Ontology annotation, biological process: nucleotide catabolic process. NCBI's taxonomy places the organism in Eukaryota, Fungi, Ascomycota, Eurotiomycetes, Eurotiales, Aspergillaceae. Gene Ontology annotation, molecular function: hydrolase activity. The transcript is spliced from 4 exons. Gene Ontology annotation, cellular component: cytosol.
AUGUCCAGCAACUACUAUCUGCUCUUCUCUGCAUCCGUGACCUUCCUUCUUUUCUUUCUGUCCCCCUUCGUCCGUGCUGUACAACCGACCGCGCCCGAGCCUAUCGAGGCUCCUUUGCGUGACCUGAAAUGGGGCCAGCUCAAUUUUCUUCACACCACAGAUACUCAUGGCUGGCUAGCUGGUCAUUUACAAGAACCCUCGUACUCCGCUGACUGGGGUGACUAUAUCUCCUUUGCUACCCGCAUGCGCGAGAAAGCAGAGUCUAUGGGUGUGGAUCUACUAGUCAUUGAUACCGGCGAUAGAGUAGAAGGAAAUGGACUUUACGACUCAUCGGAUCCCAAAGGCAUCUACAUCUCUAAAAUUCUGCGAGAGCAGCAUAUCGACCUGAUGUCAUCGGGCAAUCAUGAGUUGUAUAAGGAAUCCACAGCUUCAGCCGAGUUCUUUACCACUACACUCAAUUUCGCCGGACAUUAUCUUGCAUCAAACAUCGACUUCUAUGACCCACGGACAAACGCAUUCAGGCCAUUGGCACCUCGCUUCACGAAGAUCGUCACCAAGCAAUUGGGCAUCCGCAUAGUGGCCUUUGGAUUUCUCUUCGAUUUCAAAGGAAAUGCUAACAACACCGUCGUGCGGCCUGUGGGUGAGACAAUCAAGGAGGCGUGGUUUCAGGAAGCUAUCAGGGACCACGAGGUGGACCUCUUUUUGGUAAUCGGCCAUGCCCCCGUACACUCGGAAGAGUAUUGGGACAUAUGGCGAGAAAUCAGGUCGCUUCGCUGGAGUACACCCAUCCAAUUCUUUGGCGGCCAUUACCACAUCCGUGAUUACGCAAAGUAUGAUCGUAUGUCCUACGGCUUGGCCAGCGGUCGCUUCAUGGAAACGAUCGGUUUUAUGUCCAUUAGUGGCCUCUCUACCCACCGUCAGCCCGGACAGUCCGCCUUAGCGUCUUCCCUUUGGCCAUGGGACCGUUUCCAUUUCAAUCGGAAAUAUAUCGAUAACAACUUAUUGUCAUUCUAUCAUCACACUGGCCUGAAUGAGACCACAUUCCCCACGGAACAUGGACAAAACGUAUCCCGACUCAUUCAAGAAUCCCGAAGCGCUCUUCAGCUGGAUGAAGUGUACGGGUGUGCCCCACACGAUCUCUUUAUGUCCCGAGCAAAAUAUCCAGGUGAGGGUAAUAUUUAUACCUGGCUGGAGACAGAAGUGCUACCCCUAUCCGUGAGAGAUGUAUCUCGUGCUGGGAAGCCAGCAGUUGUUAUAGUCAACACCGGUGCCAUCCGCUUCGACAUCUUUAAGGGCCCUUUUACAAAGGAUAAUACAUAUAUCGUCUCCCCAUUCACAAGCGGCUUCCGUUAUGUGAAAGAUAUCCCUUACUCCCGAGCCUACUAUCUCGCCGAUGUGCUAAAUAGGGGACCGGGAAUCUUGACUGAGGGCCCCCAAUUAGACAAUGGAUAUGCUGAGCCUGACUUAAUUCCCGGGUACACUACCCAUGAUGAUGGAGGCAAUGAUGGUGAUGACACCAUUCACUCGCCGAUCGACUUCUUCCGGGUGCCGAAUGUUAUCAGGGGAACACCUCGUUGGGAUGCAUCUGAACCCCCGGAAACAGUAGACCUGGUCUAUAUUGAUUUCAUUGAGUCUAACGUGGCUGCAGUGGCCCCAUUCGCGGGAAUUAAUGCAGAUUUUUCUCGCGACAGCGACGUCUAUAUGCCAAACACAACAUUGACUGGCUUGAUAAUGGACUGGAUAAAAGGCAACUGGCCCUGCGAGGAGACGACCAAUGGGCUACUAUUCUCUUAG